Drosophila rhopaloa is the source of this 1597-nucleotide messenger RNA. RefSeq names its product serine protease snake-like. The transcript has 4 exons. Gene Ontology annotation, biological process: proteolysis. Bases 59 to 1315 code for a protein of 418 amino acids. The record is from RefSeq and is a predicted model, not a curated record. Lineage: Eukaryota; Metazoa; Arthropoda; Insecta; Diptera; Drosophilidae. Gene Ontology annotation, molecular function: serine-type endopeptidase activity.
UGGGAUCGUCGUGCUGACCCCACUGCAGUCCGCUUCUGGCGCUGAUCAAGAACGGAAGAUGAGUAGUCGGAGUCGGAGUCAGAGGGCCACCUCCACACCCACCCGUGUGUUCCUCCAUCUCCUGGUGCUACUCCCGCUGCUGGCAGUGGAAGCCACACCCGCCAUAAGUCCGCAGUCGCAGCGCGGCAUCAUCUUCCCCAAGGAGUCCUUCGAUGAGUGCCACCUGGACGACCCCCCGAGGACGAAGGGCACUUGCCGGCGCAUGGAGGAUUGUCCCAGUGCGGUGGACGCAUGGCUGGAGCGACGGGAGGCCCCCAAGACCUGCUUCUUCGUGCGGUUCGAACACUUCGUGUGCUGCGAACCGGAGAAGAAGCUGCCGGAGAUCACCACCAUUGAACCGCCCACUCCGCCCACACUGCCCACCACCCGGAAUCCCUUAAUAGCACCGCUGGUCACCCGACCCAGUCUGCAGGCCUGCUAUGCGAACAACAACGUCUUGGUGAAGGAGAACGAUCUGACCUUCGUGGUCUCGGUUGUGGGCGGGAAACCCACCCGUUACCGGGAAUUCCCCUUCAUGGCGGCCCUCGGCUGGCGUUCCAACUUCGAUCAGCAGAUCUACUAUCGCUGCGGCGGCGCUUUGAUCACCGACAACUUUGUUUUGACGGCGGCCCACUGCGUCGACUUGGGCGGUGAGCCGCCCAGCCAGGUUCGCCUCGGUGGCGACAACCUGACCCUGUCCGAGGGCGAGGACCUGCCCAUCCGGCGGGUGAUCGUGCACCCGGGAUACAAUGCCAGCACCGCCUACAACGACAUCGCCCUGCUGGAGCUGGAGAGCCCGGCCAAGCCGGAGCUGAAGCCGACCUGCAUUUGGACGGAGAAGGAGGUGGCCAACUCGCUGGUGACGGCCAUCGGAUAUGGACAGACCAGCUUCGCCGGACUCUCCUCCGCCCAGCUGCUGAAGGUGCCGCUGAAGAGCGUCAGCAACGAGGAGUGCCAGGUGCACUACCAGGUGGACCAACUGGCCCAGGGAGUGCUGGCCACCCAGAUGUGUGCCGGCGAUCUUACCGGCGAGCGGGACACGUGCCAGGGCGACUCCGGAGGACCCCUGAUCAUGCAGGACGGCCCGCUGGGCUACAUUGUGGGCAUCACAUCGCUGGGGCAGGGGUGCGCCAGUGGGCCGCCGUCGGUGUACACCAGGGUGUCCAGCUUCGUCGACUGGAUCGAGGGCAUCGUGUGGCCGCAGGGAUUUCAGACGGAGCCGAAGCCACCCGCUGGGACGACCAGUCCCGAGUUCGAUCUGAGGGGUGCGAUCUGAGAACUGGUUUCGAUAUGGAACGAUACAGGAUAGAUAUUUAAGGAUUUUCUAGAAAGUCAAGCAAUUACAUUUCAUUUUAUUCCCCGAACAAGUUAAACCUUACAAAUUUGAAGACAUUUUAAAUACUUUAACUUUAUUUUAAGGUUCAAUUGAAUCCUUAAAAAAGCUAGACAAUAUAUAUAUCGGAGAUUGGAAGAAAAAAAACGCAUUUUUUAAGAUAAUUAAUUGUAAAUAUUUUAGUAACGCUCAAGAAAACAGGAAAAUAUACAAGACUUUACUUUG